AUGGCAUCCGAAAAGUCUAUCCUCAUAGUCGGAGCAGGUGAGCUGGGGACGGCCAUUCUCUCAGCUCUCGCAGGUCAUCCUUCCAAGCCUCCGCACGUCAACUUCUCUGUCUUACUUCGUCCGGAUUCCAUCACCUCACCCAGUCCUGAGAAGCAACGCUCCAACGCGGAGUUGCAGGCCUUGGGUGCAAAGCUCGUCCCAGGGAACUUUGUCGACGAUGAGGUCUCGCAGCUGUCACAUGUCUUCAAAGACUACGAUAUCGUCAUUCAGGCGGGAGGAUAUGGUCUACCUAAAGGGACACAGCUGAAGUCUGCCAACGCUGCGCUGCAGGCAGGGGUUCCGCGAUACUUCCCCUGGCAGUUUGGGGUGGACUACGAGGAGAUCGGAGAGGGCAGUGCUCAGGACCUGUUCGAUGAGAUGCUACAGGUCAGGCGACUGCUACGGUCCCAGACCAGCACGACAUGGACCAUCAUAUCGACGGGGCUAUUCAUGAGCUAUCUGUUCAUUGCAGACUUUGGAGUGGUUGAUCUUGAACACAAAACCGUACGCGCCUUGGGGUCUUGGAAUAACAAGGUCACAGUGUCAACGCCGCACGACAUCGGCCGCCUGACAGCUGAGAUGGUCUUCGUUCCUGACGGAACACUCAAUGAGGUGGUUUACAUCGGAGGGGACACAGUCUCGUAUGGGAAACUUGCGGAUAUACUGGAUGAAACCCUCCGCGAGAGCUUCAAACGGGAGGAAUGGACUUUGCCUUUUCUCAAGGACAGGCUGGCAGCAAACCCAAGCAACCUAUGGUAUAAGUACCAGUGCAUCUUUGGUGAUGGAAAAGGAAUUUCGUGGGAUAUUGCAAAAACCCUGAAUGGUCAGCGUGACAUUUCGAUGACCACUGUCAGAGAUUACAUCAAGGAAGAGUUUGUCACUGUUAAAUAG
Molecule: messenger RNA, 930 nt
Organism: Diaporthe citri
Lineage: Eukaryota; Fungi; Ascomycota; Sordariomycetes; Diaporthales; Diaporthaceae
Exons: 1
Coding region: 1-930 (309 amino acids)
Molecular function (GO): oxidoreductase activity
Source: RefSeq, a predicted model, not a curated record